AUGUCCAGAAUCUUGACCGUCUUCGGAGCCACUGGCACUCAAGGAGGCUCCGUCAUUCGAGCCGUGUUAGCCGAUGCAGCUCUCUCCGCGGAAUUCAAAAUCCGAGGUAUUAGUCGCAAUGCCUCACAGCCAUCUGCCCAAGCCUUGGCUGAGAAAGGCGUCGAGGUGAAAGAGGCCGAUAUGGGCUCGAAAGCCUCUAUCUCCGAGGCCAUCAAAGGCUCACACACCGUGUUUUUGGUAACCACACCAAGUUUCACGACCCAGGAAAGCCUCGAAUUGGUCCACGGCAAGAACGUCGCAGACGUAGCCAAAGAGCAAGGCGUCGAGCAUCUCAUCUACUCGUCCCUCUUGAACGUCACCAACGAGACCAAUGGUCGGCUGAAGCACGUCGCCCACUUCGACAUGAAGGCCGACGUCGAGCAGUACAUUCGCUCCAAGGGUAUCCCGAGCACUUUUGUUCUUCCGGGUUACUUCAUGACGAACUAUUCGGCCUUCCAGAUGUUGAGAAAGGGCGCGGAUGGCGUCUAUAACUUGACCUAUCCUGUCAGCGACAAGGCGAAAUUCCCUCUGUUUGACGCUGGAGCCGAUACGGGCAAAUACGUCGUCGCGGCCAUCAAAAACCGCUCCAAGGUUCUCGGGAAACAAAUCCUAGCCGCGGCGGACUACUACACGCCCACCCGCAUCCUCAGCGAAUUUGAAAAGACGACCGGAAACAAGGCGACUUUUACACCCGUCGAUUCGGAAGCCUAUACGAACUUCUUCCCCAGCCCGAUGGGCAAGGAAAUGCUUGAAAAUCAUUUGUUUAUCGAGGAGCCCGGCUACUACGCUGGAAGGAGCCUUGAGGAGAGCCGUGAGCUUCUGGAGGGUGUGGGAUUGAAGCCAACCACUUGGGAGGAAUUUCUGGUCAAGAACAAGGACUUUUUCAAGUCCUAG
Scedosporium apiospermum is the source of this 933-nucleotide messenger RNA. RefSeq lists its product as uncharacterized. The coding region runs from base 1 to 933 and encodes 310 amino acids. The record is from RefSeq and is a predicted model, not a curated record. The transcript is spliced from 3 exons. Lineage: Eukaryota; Fungi; Ascomycota; Sordariomycetes; Microascales; Microascaceae.